Messenger RNA from Bolinopsis microptera, 1749 nucleotides. RefSeq lists its product as uncharacterized. Gene Ontology annotation, molecular function: transcription coregulator activity; transcription factor binding. Lineage: Eukaryota; Metazoa; Ctenophora; Tentaculata; Lobata; Bolinopsidae. The record is from RefSeq and is a predicted model, not a curated record. The transcript has a single exon. Bases 2 to 1495 code for a protein of 497 amino acids. Gene Ontology annotation, cellular component: nucleus. Gene Ontology annotation, biological process: regulation of DNA-templated transcription.
AAUGGACUACAACAAUCACACGAUUGCUUCAAUCCUAAAAGAAUCAAACCUCUCCCAAUACAAAGACAAGUUCAUCAAACACGGGGCAGAUGACCCCAAACAGCUGGCCCUCAUGUCCCAAUCUCACUUCCUCCAACUCAUGCAACACGUGGGCAUGUCCAGUAAACCGUUCCACGUGACACGGCUACUCAAUGCGCUCCACAGCGUGUUGGGUAUCUCCCCUGAUUACGACAUGCCCCCUGUACCUGAGAAGAGCAAACUUGUCUACCAGGGACAGCCUGAGUUUGUUACUUCCGUCAACAAGGACGUGUUCGAGACUGUUCCUAAACGGAGGAAAACUAAGCCCUUUUAUGGUGAGGUGAAGUUACCGUCAAAUGAGAUAUUUACAGAUUUGACUGAUGUCAGAACUGAGGAGGAAACAAAUGACAUGAUCACUCAGCUAUCAGCUAUUUACAGGGUUAAUAAACCAAAUAAGUAUCAGCAGUACAUCAAUGCGUGCGCAGCUGAACUUGCUAUUAGGGACCCGACGCUGUUGGCGCGACGAAGCGAUCUUGUCACCAAGGCUCGUGAAGCGAACAUCAGGGGUGGUCAGUAUAAAUUCCGGAAAGGUUUCAGUAUCUCAAAAUCUGCUCCCGAAGAGAUCAAUGCUGAAAACAAUUCGAAAUCAAACUUUGCUUUAGCGAACAAGCAUAGAGAGAUGCGUAUCACUGAGAUUCAGAAACUUGAGAACACUAUUAAUAGUUGCAUGUUUGAAAAGGAAGGGUUGUUUGAGAGGUUAAAAAGUGAAACUGAUAAAGAUAACACUGCAGCUAUAGGUUUUGUUCGAUCAAAACUUGACUCGCUUGAGGAACAGCUUUACGUGUCCAAAAAACGACUGUCAAAAUUGAAAAACUCACAAAAACGAUCAGAAAAGUAUUAUACAGUGAAAUUGUCGAACUUGAUGUCAUCUGAUGAAAUAGUAAAGAAGCAAAAUAAGGACAAAACUUCGGCUCCCACAGACACUGAUUCAAACAAUUUUGAGGCUCCCAAAGGCCCAAUAAAAAUAACCAACUCAAAGAAAUCCAGCUCAAAUCAUAGCAGGCCAGAAUCCAGCUAUCCAUCUCUGAGUUUAGAUGAUCUGGAUGUAGAUGAGCUUGACUCUGUAACGGUAACACGUGACUUCGCAUCCGUUCCCACUUACGGACUUGACACCCAAACAACUGCUCCUCAAUCUCAUAACUACACUGUAUCCAGCCAGAAUACUGGAGAUCAGUCACAUGUCUUCGUUGUAUCCAAUCAGAACACAAUCUCUCAAUCACACGAUUAUGCCAAUCGAAAUACGAUAUCCCAAUCGCGUGAAUUUGAUCUAUCAAAUCAGAAUCCAACUCCCUGUGUGAUGGAACAAGAUAUUCUCACUGACGUCUUUACGAAUACUAUCAACUCGAAUUUAUCAAGCCAAGAAGAAGAUCCAGGGUUUGAUAUUCCCAACUAUCAUGCUGCCAUGCAUUCCAACUGAUCUAUUUUUAGUUGAAUUCCCCCUUGUUAACCUUUUAACUAUGCUUUUGUUUAAUAAUUUUAUAUUAUAUCAUUUCACUCGCCAGUUGAUGUGUGAAUUAUUGAAUGCUUUAUAAAUCUUGCUAUAGGAAAUGUUAUGGACAUUCUGUUUAAUGGCCCAUUGGCUGGUCAUUUUGCUUCGAUAUUAGAUUUGCAGUAGGUAUUGAUAUAACAUUUAUAUUUUAAUAUUUAUAAAUAAUUUUGUUCGGGCUCUGC